Molecule: messenger RNA, 1959 nt
Organism: Clavispora lusitaniae ATCC 42720
Lineage: Eukaryota; Fungi; Ascomycota; Pichiomycetes; Serinales; Metschnikowiaceae
Biological process (GO): protein localization to membrane; vacuolar transport
Cellular component (GO): Golgi apparatus; membrane
Source: RefSeq, a predicted model, not a curated record
AUGUUGGCGGUUACUUUUCUUUUUUUUAUAUCCCUUUCGUCUGCACUAAACUUGUUUGCACCAAACAAGUAUAGUAAAGGAGACAAAGUGGAACUUCUAUUGAAUAAAAUAGAGAGCGACCAUACACAAUUACCAUUCCACUAUCACGAUCUUCCAUUUGUCUGCCAUGAUAAAACUAAGAAAGCGAAAAGCAUGCUGUUGGGAGAGAUUUUACGUGGUGAUCGCUUUUGGGAAUCCAACUACAAUCUUGAAUUUAUGAUGGACAGACCUUGUGUUCGCCUCUGCGAUAUGACAACUACUAGAGGGGGUAUCGGUCGGGCGGAUCGCUUAAUUAGAGAUGGUUAUGUUGUCCAUUGGAAUCUUGAUGGUUUGCCUGGAGCCACUACUUUCACCAGCGAAAAUCACAUCUCAAAAUACUACGCUGCAGGCUUUCCUUUGGGAUUCGUUAAAGAUGAUAUUUCCUAUUUGUACAAUCAUGUUACACUAGUUAUUCGCUAUCAUACUGAAAGGGAUGGACAGCACACUAUUGUGGGAUUUGAGGUGUAUCCAAAAAGUGUAAGCGAUCACCAUUGUCCAGGUACAACGAAGGAUUACCAGAAUUACAGACUAAUGUCACUGAAAGAAUCUCAAAAAGAUCUUCCGGAGAAGAAUUUAAUCUCAUAUACAUAUGCUGUCUAUUGGCGUGAAGACAACUCCGUCACCCACGCGAAUAGAUGGGACUUGUACUAUGAAAAUGAUCACAGUGCUGCUAGUCACAAGAUUCACUGGUUCUCCUUAGUAAACCUGUUGGUUCUUGUUUGUCUUGUGACUUUAGUUGUCGCUAUAGUCAUGUUCAGACUUUUGAGAACCGAUUUACAAUCAGGUCCAACUAUACCUAUGUCCCAAGCGGACUUCGAUAUCAAUUCCUCUGGUCUGUGGAAGAAAUUGGUUUAUGAAGUUAUGAAACGCCCGGUAGGUGUCCUUCCAUUAAGCAUAUUGAUAGCUUAUGGCUUGCAAUGUCUAGUCGCCAUGGUUGGCGUCAUGGUGAUUUUCGUUUUAAACUCUAAGCUCACUUUUGGUCAAGGCUCCUCUGCAAACGCUUUCUUCAAUAAUCACCAGGGCGCAUUUUUCACUUGUUCUGUUGUUUUUUUGUUAGCUUCUGGCUUUGUUUCUGCUUACGCCGGUGUUAUCAUUCACAAGAUUUUGUCAAACGAGGAUCCAAAUACGUUGUAUCAACGUCGACGGGUACUCAUUUUGUCCUGCCUUUACUCGGGGAUGUUGCCAUUCACAAUCUUGAUGGUCGUUUUAUUCAUCAACUUGUUCGUUUGGGCCAAAGAAUCUUCGAAUGCCUUGCCUUUCGGAACCAUUGUUGUCCUCAUCCUUUUGUUUGCUAUCAUUGAACUCCCAUUGGGAUUGCUAGGAGGGACUUUAGGGAACAGAGUACAAUUUUCACCCAAAUCAUUCAUUAUGAAGACUCAUAUUCCCGAUAAGACAUCGGUAGCAAAAUCUAGUGGGAACCGUUCCAUCGUGAUGAAUCCAGUGGUCAGUGUUCUUGCAUUUGGUUUGAUUCCCUUCGGCAUUGUGUACGUGGAUCUUUUGUUCAUCUUCAACUCGGUUUGGUUGGAAAAGACCACUUUUUUCUACAUGUACGGAUUCCUUCUUCUGACGGUAACCUUGUUGGUUACCGUUGUUGGAGAAUCUGCAAUUGUGGGAACAUAUCUCUCUUUGGCGAUGUUUAACAAUCCAAACUGGCAAUGGCUAUGCUUCCGGAUUGGCUCAAGUAUUGGAUGGUAUGUUUAUGGUUAUUCAAUAUUCUACUUUGUGUUUCACUUACACAUGAGUGAUUUUGUCAGUGUUUUGAUUUACUUUGCUUACAUGGCACUUGUUUCGUGUUCUCUUGGUAUUACUUGUGGGGCUGUUGGAGUAUUAACAGCAAUGAUGUUUGUCCGUUUAAUUUAUGGGGAAGUAAAGGCAGAUUGA